This is a messenger RNA of Capronia epimyces CBS 606.96, 3465 nucleotides long. RefSeq lists its product as uncharacterized. Gene Ontology annotation, molecular function: phosphopantetheine binding. Lineage: Eukaryota; Fungi; Ascomycota; Eurotiomycetes; Chaetothyriales; Herpotrichiellaceae. The record is from RefSeq and is a predicted model, not a curated record. The transcript is spliced from 4 exons. The coding region runs from base 1 to 3465 and encodes 1154 amino acids.
AUGGUGGUUGACCACAGUACACAUGUCAAUAUUGGCAUCACAGACGCAGCACUGGCACGGCCUCUCCCUCUCUACGGCCAGAGACUGCUUCCACACAUCCUGCGUGAUGAAGCAAAGAUCGACCCACGGAAGCCUGUUGCCCUGCUGUUUGAGACUUUGGACCUGGACUUGUCAAAGUCUCCAUCUCCAUCUCCAUCUCCAUCUUCGUCCUCAACUCCAUCUUCAACUUCAUCUUCAUCUCCACGAGAGGUCACCACGGCUGAGUUGUACAAUGCCGUCCACGCCACCGCUUGGUGGAUCCGAAGCAAGCUGGGCCACAGUGACGAUUUCGAGACGCUGGCAUACAUAGGGGUUUCCGACUUACGCUACCAUGUCAUGCACAUUGCCUCCAUCCUCUGUGGCUACAAGCUCCUCUGCAUCUCGAUCCGUAACUCUGAUGCCGGUUACUUGUCCCUCUUGGAGGCCACCAGUUGCACCAAGUUUGUCUGUACCUCGGAGCUCAUGGCCCGUGGAGAGCAUAUCAGAUCCCUGGUCGGAGACCGGAGACUCGAGCUGGUCCAGUUGACGUCCUACCAAGCGAUAUGUGCCAUGAGCACGAGCGUCAAAGACUACCCGUACGACAAGACUUUUGCAGAAGCCGAGAAUGACCCAAUCCUGAUCUGCCACACAUCCGGCUCAACCGGAGCACCGAAGCCUAUCACGCUCACCAAUGGCAAUUGGGCGGUGGUUGAUAACCUCCGGAAAAUCCCCAAGACCGCUGGACGGAAAAACCAGGACUGGUCGCUCUUGGGCUUCCAGAAUCGAGACUUUUUCAUCUCAAGCUUUCCCCCGUUCCAUGCCACUGGCAUGAUCGCUGGAAUGCUACCACUCAUGUACAACUCCAUUGUCGUUUUCCCACCGCCCGACCGGCCAGCCACGGGGGAAAGUUGUCUUCAGAUGAUGAGAUAUCUUCACCGUCACCACCCCCGCAAGAGACUCAGGGGCCUUCUCGUGCCUCCUACCGUGAUCGAAGAGCUGGUGGUCGAAGAGGACCAAGGCUUAAGCUAUGCGUCGAAGCUCGACUUUGUCAUGUUCACUGGCGGACCUUUGGCCCCCUCCGUGGGCGACCGACUGAGUGAGGUGACCGACAUUUGCCAGCUGAUCGGGUCGACCGAGACAGGACCUAUUCCUGGCCUGGUGCCUUCCAGAAAGGACUGGGCAUACUUUGAGUGGCAACCCUUCUACAAAGUCGACAUGGAGCCUCGAUCGGAGCAGGAUUUCGAACUGGUCCUCAAGCAGGAUCCGGCGCUUCGCUGGAUCCGCACCGUCGCCCACACCAUGCCCCAUGUUGCAGUGUGGAACUCGUCCGAUCUCUACCGACGACAUCCCGAUCCCGACAAGCCAGAUCUGUGGCGCUUCCACGGCCGGGCCGACGAUGUGGUGGUGUUGUCGAACGGCGAAAAGUUCAAUCCGGUGCCUAUGGAGGCCAUCAUCCAGGGCCAUCCUCUGCUCAAGGGAGCCUUGUAUUACGGUCAAGGAAGGUUCCAGCCCGCGUUGCUGGUAGAGCCCAAGUCUGAAGUGGCCGGAGAUAAAAACGAUCAGGAUGCGUUCAUCCACCAGAUUUGGCCCAGCAUCGAAAGGGCCAACCGGGAAGCUCCACAGCAUGCUCGAAUCGUUCGGGACAAGAUGGCAGUCGCAUCGCCGUUGAAGCCGUUCUCCAGAGCGGCCAAGGGCACCGUGGUCCGGAAGUUGACCCUGAAGGAUUACGCUGAAGAAUUGGAAGCCCUGUACGCUGACAGUGACGGUGACGGGGCUAGAAUGGAGAGCCACAGCCAGAGCCACACUUUGCUUGCCGACCCACAAGAUAUCAUUGCCGUCAGAGACUUCGUACGCAAGUGCUUGGAUGGGCCUCUCAGCCAAGUGCAAGCCCCGGCACCGGCAUCGGUCUCCGACGGGCAAGAUCUUUUUUCUCUAGGGCUGGACUCCCUCCAAACCAUGGAGCUGUCGAAACGGCUCAACGCUGGCCUCCGGGCUCACCUGGGAGCGGGAGCGGGAGCCGGAAAAGGGAUAGGGAUAGAGACAAAAAUCAGUCCCAGGCAUAUAUAUGCUCAUCCUACUGUUGCAGGUCUGGCAGACCUCAUCUAUGGGCUUUUGAACGGUCGCGCCGAAUCAGACUCCGACUCGACCAAGGCUGCCCAUGUCCAGAAUGAAAAUGAAGAGCUUGGAAGAGAGGCGAUCAUGACCGGUCUCAUCGACAAGUACACCCGUGCUUGGCGCUCAUCUGUAUCUGGUUCGAGUGAUGGUGAUGCGGAUCGGGGGAUCACUGUCAUGGUGACGGGGACGACAGGAUCUCUGGGGACUUAUCUACUCCUCUCGCUGCUGAAGAACGGCCGAACCAAGCACAUCUACUGCCUGAAUCGGACGGAAGACGCCAAAGACCGGCAGCAACGAGCAUUCGAGCGGAUGAAGGCCGAUGCCCAUGUCGACGAUCCCAGGUUGACCUUCUUCCGAGUCGACCUGGGUCUCCCAAAGUUCGGCCUCCCUGCAGACUCGUUCGACCGGCUUCAGCGAGAAACGGACUGGAUCGUCCACAACGCGUGGAAGGUCGAUUUCAACCAGACGGUGCGUUCUUUUGAGGGGCCCAUUGCUGGUGUUUGCGGGUUGGUGGAUUUCGCAAAGUCAUCUCCUCGGAGGCCAAGGCCGCGCCUUCAAUUCAUCUCCUCCGUCUCGUCGGUGGGUAACUGGUCUGCGAUUGUCGACGACAGCAAGGGCAAGUCCUUGUGCCCGGUGCCGGUGCCGGUGCCGGAAACGGCCAUGACCGACCCCAGGGUGGCACAACAUCAGGGCUACGGGGAAUCCAAGCACGUGGCCGAGCAGAUCCUCCAGAUGGCGGUGCAGGAAUGCAAGAUCCAGGCCAUCAUCCUGAGGGUCGGCCAGGUCGGCGGACCUCUCCAAGGCGGGGGGUGCUGGAACAAGAUCGAAUGGCUCCCGUCGUUGAUUCAGUCGUCCAAGGCCCUCGGGCUGAUCCCGACCGGCUUGCCCGACGUGAACUGGAUCCCGGUCGACAGCCUGGCCGACAUUGUGGUGGAGAUUGGUAUGCCCAUGCCAAUACCCAUGCCCCUGGCCCAGCCGACCGACGACCUCCAGGUCUUUAACCUGGUCAACCCGCAGCCCGUGCCGUGGGCGGAUCUCGUGCCGUGCAUUCAAGCCUGGUUCGAGGCACAGAAGCGUCCACUGCAAUGCGUGCCGCUGCGGCUCUGGAUCAAAAGCCUCCAGGCCAUCGAUGUCAACGACGCCGAACAGGUCAAGGCCGUGCCGGCGGUCAAGAUUGUCGGCUUUUUCGAGGCCAUUGCAGAUGCUGGGCCGGAGAGCCUGAGCCCGUCCUAUGUCACUCGGAGGGGUAUCAGCUGCAGCCCGACCAUGGCGAAGCUUGCUCCGGUCAGUCCAGACUGGAUGAGAAUCUGGCUAGGGCAGUGGAACUUCUGA